CUCUUCUACUGGACAAUGAAACAUAUAAGUUGUUUUUCUGUCAAAGAUUUAAAUCCUACCGUAUUCAUAAAGACCUUGAUUUUUCUGGUUCUCCUGGGAAUAAAUGGCGCGGCGGCAGUGACUCACUCUCUGAAGUAUUUCUACACUGGUUCCUCUCAAGUCCCAAACUUCCCAGAGUUUGUGGCUGUUGGGAUGGUUGACAAUGAUCAGAUUGAUUACUAUGACAGCAACACCAGGAGGGCAGAGCCUAAACAGGACUGGAUGAAGAAAGUCACCGAAGAUGAUCCACAGUACUGGGAGAGGGAGACUGGGUUCCUUGCAGGUCGCCAGCCGAUCUUCAAGGGCAACAUUGAGAUCGCAAAGCAGCGCUUCAACCAAACUGGAGUCUCUCUCUCAGGUGUCCACAUUGUCCAGACAAUGUACGGUUGUGAAUGGGACGAUGAGACUGGAAAGGUAAAUGGUUACAAUCAGUAUGGUUAUGAUGGAGAAGAUUUCAUAGCCUUCGACCUGCAGACAGAGACAUGGACGGCUCCAAAACCAGAGUCUUUCAUCACCAAACAGACGUGGGACGAUAACAAAGCUCUGAUCACACAGCAGAAGCAAUACCUCACCCAGAUUUGUCCUGACUGGGUGAAGAAGUAUGUGGACUAUGGGAGGAGCUCCCUGCUGAGAACAGAGCUUCCCUCCGUGUCUCUCCUCCAGAAGACUCCCUCCUCUCCAGUCAGCUGCCACGCUACAGGUUUCUACCCUGACAGGGCCGUGAUGUUCUGGAGGAAAGGUGGAGAGGAGCUUCAUGAGGACGUGGACCAAGGAGAGACCCUCCCCAACCACGAUGGGACCUUCCAGAGGAGCGUUGACCUGAAACUUUCGUCAGUCGCGCCUGAGGACUGGGGGAAGUACGAAUGUGUGUUUCAGCUCUCUGGUGUGAAGGAGGACAUCGUCACCAAACUGGAGAGACCAGUGAUCAGGAGCAACGGAGAGAAGCCCACCGACAUGACCGUCAUCAUCGUUGCCGCGGCGGUCGUUCUUGCUCUCGUCAUCAUCGCUGCCGCUGGAUUCCUCAUCUACAAAAACAAGAAUGCCAAACGGCCUCCAUCUCCUGUGAGCAACCCGGAGGUCUUGGAGCAACUGAAUCCGAGUUCCUGAAUGACAAAAACACACCACCCUGAACACAGUUUGUGGGUAGAUUUUGCACUGGAACGAGGAGCGGUGCCGCCACGUUCUCCUCCGUAGACUGGGAAUUCAUUGGUUAUUCAUCAUGCAAAUCAUAACUUGAUAGAGACAGGGUUGGGAAUGGAGUAGUAGAUGCUUAUUGAUUGGAAUACAGCGAACACAAGUUGAAAAUUGAAUUGAAAUAAUAUUUUUUUUAAAAUGGUGUCAGUAAAUAAAUUCGAUCGUUUAGUUUAAAAUUUAAAAAAGUGGAAUUUCCUCAGAAAAAAUGUUUGCUUAAAUAAUGGUAAAUCAAAUGAGGUUAAUGAUGAUUAUUUUUUCCGUACCUGGGGAGAAGUAAAACAUGAUAUUCAAAAUAGUGAAAGCAUCGCAGCACCGUUCAUGCAUACACAGUUAAUUUAAGGAUUUGCGUGUCCAUUUAAAACAAAUCCAGCAUAGUUACAGUUUCAUUUUUCUGGUGUUGGGGUCUUCCUUCAAAUCCAUAAUGAUAAUACGAAUCUAAAUAUCUAGACACACACACAUCCACAUGCUGUACAUGCAUUCACCUUUUCAUAUAUGUACUCCUGGGGUCUGGCGAUAGGAUGAUGUAAACUUUGAGAUAGCACAUGUUGGCCAAGCAGUAGAGUUUUUGACACUGUUUAUAAAUCAGUCAGCAACAUCCAAAAACAUGCUACGUAAAUUGGAGACUCUUAAGUUUUCUUUUCCAUGUGGUUAAUACUCCAUCUCUAAAUGGUCCCUUAAUUUAAUUUCCAGCAAGAAUACUACUUCAUGAAAUAUGUGAAGUAACAUAUAAUUACAAUGUGCAAUGAUCGGUUGUAUCAGUGUUGCCCACGCCCUCAACACAAACGCACACCAAACAUAAGCAUCAGUACAAAAUUUAUUUUGUGUAAAUACUCUGCCUGUAUAUUUCCUUAAAACUAAUCAAAGUUAAAGACGUUGUUUUGAUUCUGAUCAGGCCGGAAAUAAUUCAGGCAUUUUGAGGUUUUUCUUAAUUAAUCAAGAGUAUAUUGUUUUUAGUUUCAUAAUAUCCACACUUUUGUCUUUUAAAGAUUUUAAUUUUAUCUGAGAUUCCUAGGGGUUGCAGGAUGUUUUAAGCUUCUCGGCACACUGAUAAAAAUGUUCUUGAAAAUAUUUCCUGCUAGUUUUUAGGGACAAGGCAUGUAGAAAAUUGAACAGGAAUGCUCAAAAUUCAGUCUUGUGUUGUGUUACCUAAACGAAUGUUAAAUCAAGUCGCACAGCUCUCUCCUUCCUUUUGUACUUCUGUUUGGCUUUUCAAUAAAGUCCCCAGUAUUCCAAAUUUCUAUGA
Xiphias gladius (swordfish) is the source of this 2476-nucleotide messenger RNA. RefSeq names its product class I histocompatibility antigen, F10 alpha chain. Gene Ontology annotation, biological process: immune response. The record is from RefSeq and is a predicted model, not a curated record. Bases 16 to 1146 code for a protein of 376 amino acids. Lineage: Eukaryota; Metazoa; Chordata; Actinopteri; Istiophoriformes; Xiphiidae. Gene Ontology annotation, cellular component: external side of plasma membrane. The transcript has 8 exons.